UCGUGCGCUUCUCAUGUGACUCCUUCGUUCCCGACUGAUGACUUGUAGAAUCUCAAUCAAACUUCAACUUACAGUGUGUAUUGUUACAUCGAAUUGAGGAUUGAUUGAAUUUAUCAAUAAGAAAGCGACAAUCAUAAAUCAUUGAUUUUAUAAAGUGAUCAUGAAGUUAUUAGAAGGUACAUCAUUUGCCAACAUGGGUGGACUAAACGAAGGCGUUGAAUACUUAAAAUCACUUUCAAAUGUGUUGAAAAUCACUCAAAUUGUAUUACUGUUGGUUGCCAUUGGUAGCAUUGGAUAUUUUGAAGAUCAUGUUGACCGAGACGAUAGUGGUUAUCACUAUCAUGACAAGGACAAUGUACUUUUUUUUAUUGGAGUUGCUGCAACUGCAGCAAGUGUUUCGCUUUUGUUUCAACUCGUAUUUUUUCUUGGUCUUCAUAAAAAGAUCGAUGUUUUCAACUGGGCAAGAACAGACUCUAUUGUCUUUCUCAUUUUGGCCAUACUGUUAUUGGUGGCUUCUUCACUUGUCGCCAAUACCGUACAAUCGUAUAAGUCUUGGAGAGGGCAAAACCAAUGCAAAUUGUUUGAUAUUUUAGAAUUGAAAUUCCGCUGCAGUCAACUCAUAGUAGCAUCUGUAUUUGGUUUCCUUGCUACAGUUGUGUAUGUUGUGGAUGCAGUUGUUCAUUUUCUACUUUGAUUGGUCAAUCAUCAUUUUUCAUCUAAACUACUAAUUUCUAAAAUUACAAAUUUGCUCGAAAAUGCUGAAAAAUAAAUGUUGAAGAAACACAA
This is a messenger RNA of Xenia sp. Carnegie-2017, 786 nucleotides long. RefSeq lists its product as uncharacterized. The transcript has 7 exons. The record is from RefSeq and is a predicted model, not a curated record. Bases 161 to 694 code for a protein of 177 amino acids. NCBI's taxonomy places the organism in Eukaryota, Metazoa, Cnidaria, Anthozoa, Malacalcyonacea, Xeniidae. Gene Ontology annotation, cellular component: membrane.